GCUUCUAUGCAGAAUGUCCAGUAAGGAGCGCCACAUUGAGUCCAAUUGUCCGUCUUCUUAUAUAAAGACUGAACCAUCGAGUCCUGCCUCUCUGACUGACAGUCUAAACCAUCACUCCCCUGGUGGCUCCAGUGACGCCUCAGGCUCAUACUCAUCCACCAUGAACGGCCACCCCAAUGGCUUAGACUCCCCGAGCCUUUAUGGUUCCAACGCAGGACCCCUGGGACCUGCUGGAGGCCCAGGAUCGAAACGUUAUGAGGACUGCUCUUCAACUAUUGGGGAAGAUUCACAAAUUAAGUGCGAGUACAUGUUGAAUUCAAUGCCGAAGCGGUUGUGUCUGGUGUGCGGGGACAUUGCGUCAGGGUAUCACUAUGGAGUUGCAUCAUGUGAGGCCUGCAAGGCCUUCUUCAAGCGCACCAUUCAAGGCAACAUUGAGUACAGCUGUCCAGCCACCAACGAGUGUGAGAUCACCAAGAGGAGACGCAAAUCGUGCCAGGCGUGCCGCUUUAUGAAGUGUCUGACCGUGGGCAUGCUGAGAGAGGGUAAGGGAAAAGGGGUUCGUCUUGACAGGGUUCGUGGUGGAAGACAGAAAUAUAAGCGCCGGAUAGAUGCAGACAACAGUCCGUACCUGAACCCACAACUGGCUUUGCCCCCCAAGAAGCCAUUUGCCUUUGGCUGCCUUGCAGAUAACAAAAUCGUCUCUCACCUGCUGGUGGCUGAGCCAGAGAAGAUUUAUGCCAUGCCUGACCCAACAGUACCAGACAGUGACAUCAAGGCCCUGACUACACUUUGUGACCUGGCGGACAGAGAGUUGGUGGUCAACAUAGGCUGGGCCAAACACAUCCCAGGUUUCUCCACGCUGUCUUUGGCAGACCAGAUGAGUCUACUGCAGAGUGCAUGGAUGGAGAUCUUAAUUCUGCGUGUUGUUUACCGCUCACUGUCUUUUGAAGACAAGCUGGUGUAUGCUGAGGAUUACAUCAUGGACGAGGACCAGUCAAAACUAGCUGGACUUCUGGACCUGAACAACGCCAUCCUUCAGCUGGUCAAGAAAUACAAGGCUAUGAAACUGGAGAAGGAGGAAUUUGUCACUCUAAAGGCCAUUGCUUUGGCUAACUCAGACUCCAUGCAUAUCGAGGAUGUGGAGGCCGUGCAGAAGCUCCAGGAUGUUCUGCACGAGGCCCUGCAGGACUAUGAGGCUUCCCAACACCAGGAGGAUCCCCGCCGGGCUGGCAAGCUGCUCAUGACCCUCCCCCUGCUUCGCCAGACCUCCACUAAAGCUGUGCAGCAUUUCUACAGCAUCAAGCAGGAUGGAAAAGUCCCAAUGCACAAACUCUUCCUGGAGCUGCUGGAAGCCAAGGUCUGAGAAUGGGGAGUAGAUGGAAGGACAGAUAGAUGCCUCAAUCUCCUGAGCUUCAUGUCAAACUUUGAUCCACAACUUGAAUGACCUCUCACUCUUUUACACACGAACACUCCUACACACCUUAAACCACGCACACACCCACACACUAAAGAAGUGAUCUAAACCUGAGACCUGAACCCUAAACAGUUGUUGACUAAAGGGAGCUCACUGGAGUCUGUUUUGGGGAAGACGCAGACAGCUGGACUUGAAAUCCCUUCCCUCUGACAAAUUGAAGAAAAGGUUUUAAAUCAGCUACUUAACACUUACAUAACAAGUACACACAGUGACCCUAGUCUAAAUAAUGACAAAACGCUUAUGCAUUGAGUAAAAUUAUCAAUUAAGAUGUUAAUAAUGACAAAUGAGAACAAAUUUAAAAGAAAUUAAGAUAUGUACAUUUUAGCUCUGAAAGACUUUGACUGCACUUGAGUCUCCUUCCCCCUCGUAUUUCACCUAAGAGGUUUUUCUUUUCCAAGUGUUCAAGAAGAAAAUCAGUGGCGAAGAAGAAGUGAACACUUUGAAAGGAUUAGUGACAUUUGUGGUCAGUGUACAUGUACAGUGAAAUUUGAAUGGAUAGGUCGAGAAGAAAAGACGAGAUCUGCCCUGCCAAAGAAUGGAACCACCCAUUCAGAGGAUGCCAGCAAUCUUUACUGUCCCAACCCAAACUCUUUCUGGUUUUUAAGUGGGUUUCAAUCCU
This is a messenger RNA of Nematolebias whitei (Rio pearlfish), 2093 nucleotides long. RefSeq names its product estrogen-related receptor gamma a (gene esrrga). Gene Ontology annotation, molecular function: sequence-specific DNA binding; nuclear steroid receptor activity; DNA-binding transcription factor activity. Gene Ontology annotation, biological process: regulation of DNA-templated transcription. The transcript is spliced from 7 exons. Lineage: Eukaryota; Metazoa; Chordata; Actinopteri; Cyprinodontiformes; Rivulidae. Gene Ontology annotation, cellular component: nucleus. The record is from RefSeq and is a predicted model, not a curated record. Bases 14 to 1363 code for a protein of 449 amino acids.